AUGGGAUUCUCUCGUCAAGGGGAGGCCGUGUCUCCACACACGCCUAGACGAGGCUGGGCGCCUCAUCGCCUGGGGUUUCUGUUCCACAGAAAAAGCGGAAGUCAAUCUUCAUCGCCAGCAUCAUGUACUGGAACAGCUCGGGAACAGAGUGAGGUGAAGCAAACUGGUAGCACGGAAGACGUGCAGAAACAUGGCGAGACUACGCAGGCGGACGGCCCCCCCAACAGCGCAGAGGAGAUUCCAACCCCGCUCGCGAUCGAGAGCAGAUCCGCCACCGCGCAUUCAACACCUCAAUCUUCACCUUCAUCAUCAGCGUCCCGACUUUUUUUCAAAGGCAUGUAUAAACGAUUGAUGAAAAAGCCAGGUAGCCGAAACAGGCACCGCAGCACGGCACCGCUGCGCAGUGUAUCUCACGAGACGCUAGUCGUUCCUGAGACACCCGAUUCCCCGUUUACCAGAGUGAAGUCCGUGCAUUUCGGUGCCCUGGUUGUUCAUACCUACCCCCGCGAAGCGCAACAUGGCAGCUCAGAGCCGCCUCUCCAGUGGUCACAGUCAGACUCUUCAAUCAUGUUUAUCCCAGUUAGUGAAAGAACUAGUGACGGGAGCGAGGAUGGAAAAGACGAUUACAUCUUUUCCAGCAAUCCCUUAGCGCCGAUGUUCCUUUCCGGUCGCAGUGGUAGCUCGGCUUCGUCAUUCGGAUCGGUCGAUGGACGCGGUCCUGCGUUACGCAUCCAGAAUGAUGGCGACGCACAGACGCCACCUGGUCGUCGCAUGCCCGCGGAACGACAUCUCUCCGAUAUUUCGGAGGAAGUGAAAAGCGGGGACGAAGAAGACAACAACAGCUGUGCGAGUGACCCCGGUGCGUUCCCGUCAAAUUCUUUUUUGGAGUAUCACGGUGAUGAAUUCGGGUUUCGCCACUACGUGAGCAGUACCAGCAGCAGAGGCAGCGCAAGCACCUCCUCUCACGCAUCGGCCUCGUCGAAUUCUAUUCUUUACUCGUUCUCUUCUGUUGUAGGCGGCAAGCCCGCAGAGCAGGGCGAAAAAGAACUAGAGAACGUGCUGAUGGGUUGGUGCUCGUAG
Molecule: messenger RNA, 1080 nt
Organism: Besnoitia besnoiti
Lineage: Eukaryota; Apicomplexa; Conoidasida; Eucoccidiorida; Sarcocystidae
Exons: 1
Coding region: 1-1080 (359 amino acids)
Source: RefSeq, a predicted model, not a curated record